UUAACUUUUUUGACUAUGAGCAUUUCCAGGUAUUAUGAACCAUCAGAAUUUGCACCAUUCUUGGAACCAUUGCUGGAUUCUGUAUGUGCCUUAUUGAGUCUACACAGGAACAAUACAGCACUUUAUUACCAAACUCAGCCAAAUGACGGACUAAUAAUUACAUUCGUUCAUCGACUUAUAAAAAUGGCCAAUCCUUUAAGAGCAGAAGUAGUGAAGCUUUAUAAAAACCUCCUGUUCCUUGGACGAGAAUAUCCAAAAGGUGAAAGUUAUUUUAAAGAACGUCUGAAAAAAGCUUUUAUGAAAAACAAGGAUGUCAACGAUCCUGAAAAGAUUAGAGAACUCAUUACACGGGGAGAAUUUGUUAUCAAAGAGAUUGAAGCGUUAUACUAUCUUAGGAAGUACCGAGCAAUGAAGCAGCGUUAUUAUGCAGACAAUCAGAAUGCAGAACAGAGCAAAUCUGAUACUCAUUGAGAAACACUUGUUGGGGACACCAAGAGACCGAAGACUUUGACCACAAUUGAAAACUGAUUUGCACACAUGUGAUCUGAUUCAGAAAAAGGCUAAUAAUAUUAGCUGACAAAUAUCUAUGUAAAUUAAUUGUGUUUAACGUACAAAUCAAACACAAAACUGUUUAUCUUUCUUAUCAGCUAUGAAAUAAGAAAAAUCUUUUGAAUAAAAACAUAAAGUUUGGUUGCUAA
This is a messenger RNA of Bombina bombina (fire-bellied toad), 698 nucleotides long. RefSeq names its product electron transfer flavoprotein regulatory factor 1 (gene ETFRF1). Gene Ontology annotation, cellular component: mitochondrion. The transcript is spliced from 5 exons. The coding region runs from base 16 to 471 and encodes 151 amino acids. The record is from RefSeq and is a predicted model, not a curated record. Gene Ontology annotation, biological process: respiratory electron transport chain. NCBI's taxonomy places the organism in Eukaryota, Metazoa, Chordata, Amphibia, Anura, Bombinatoridae.